Leptopilina heterotoma is the source of this 1706-nucleotide messenger RNA. RefSeq names its product SH3 domain-containing protein Dlish (gene Dlish). The record is from RefSeq and is a predicted model, not a curated record. The transcript is spliced from 5 exons. Bases 403 to 1596 code for a protein of 397 amino acids. Gene Ontology annotation, molecular function: superoxide-generating NADPH oxidase activator activity; protein binding. Lineage: Eukaryota; Metazoa; Arthropoda; Insecta; Hymenoptera; Figitidae. Gene Ontology annotation, biological process: superoxide anion generation.
AAUACAGGGCCAGUGGCACCUUACACGCACACACAGGUUGUACUUUUCGUCGCCGAUGAUCACAGGUGUUCGCGAUCGAAAGAUCCGAUCGUCGGUCCCAAGUGGUCCAGUCAUCUUCGUCUAGUGUCGUAAAACGCGUACCUUCGCGAAAAAAAAGGGAAAAAAGAAAAUAAAACACAAGAAACGAGAGAAAUAUUACAACCUGUAUUUUAAAAAAAAAGAAGAAAAACCACCGUAUGUGUGGUUUAUUAUUGAAAAUAUUGUGAUCACAAAUGUUAAAUAUCCUUUUGUUCGGGACGUUAAGUUUUUCGUCCCCAGGUGAACUGUGUUGUAUAUAAUGUGACCUAGUGCCCGUGGGAAAUGUAAGAACACACGUCAAAGACCGGAACGAGUGCAAAAAAAAUGGCUUUCUUAUGUCCUGUGCGUAUUCGUCGUGGUAAGAAGAAGAAACCUGGGGUGCAUAAUUUUAAUUUGGAGAAAGAUGGAGUCGGGGGUUUGGGUAUGGGGACAAGAGUGCCAUUGCCUCCUGGACGAAUAACAGGAAGUGCCAGUAUAGAAACUCUAGUUCGAGUUGGAAUCGAAAAGGAAAACGGACUCUCGCCUGAUAGUAAAAUGGUCAUCAUUCACGAUUUCACUCCGUGUGUGGACGAUGAACUUCAAGUCAAAAGAGGACAGAUCGUGAAUGUCCUCUACAGGGAGAACGACUGGGUUUAUGUGAUAGCGGCCGACACAAGAAUGGAGGGUUUCGUUCCCCAUUCGUAUUGUGCUCCGUAUACAUCGCAACUCGCUGAAUCGACAUUAGCCACACUAAUGAAUAAUGUGAAGAAAAAAUUGCCCCGCUCGAAUGAUAACGAGGGCGAUUUAUCAAGUACCGGAAGAUCGCAGGGUAUGGACGCCCAACAGACCGACACUGGUUCAGCAUCCGACUGCGAGAGCUAUGCAAGAAAUAUCACAACAGCCGACAUCAAUGUUAAUCGUUCCAAUGUAUCCCAAUCGCAGAAUUCCAUACAGACAACCCAGUCUCAACCGGAUGUGCAUCCUUUCUUUAAGGAUCCCUCGGCUGGAAGAUACAUCGUUUUGUACACAUUCGUUGCACGUGAUGAGAAUGACGUGAGCGUUGAGAGAGGUGAAUUCGUCACUGUAUUGAAUCGAGACGAUCCCGAUUGGUUUUGGGUUCUACGACAUUGUGACGGUAAUGAAGGUUUUGUGCCAUCUGGUUUCGUUUAUCCGGGUCAUGUACUUCAUUCCUAUGCGGCAAUAACAACGGGAACGACGACCACAACAACGACGACAACCACACCUGGUGAUCCACACGGAUUAGGAGCUAGCAAUGGUAAUGUCUCAGGAAGUGAGCAGUUGCAGCAAAAAGAUUUGAGGGAUUUUCGUGAUGAGACCACUGGAACGGAAUUAGUUGUGCUUUAUGAUUACAAGGCGCAGGCGCCGGACGAUUUAUCCGUGAGACGUGCUGAUUGGAUUUAUGCUGAUCUCGGUAAUCAAACGGUGGAUGGUUGGCUUUGGGCGUAUGCCCCGAAAACACGAAAAUAUGGUUUCAUUCCCAAGGCCUAUGCCCGUCCUCCAGCUAUGACAAGUCUAUAAAUAUUAAUAGUCGUUUAUAUAAAUAUAAAUAUAUAAAUAUAUAUAUAUAUAAAUUUUGUAUCUCCCGUACUUUUAUAAUUUUCGAGAUAAUAUACACUUUUCUAUAGAGA